AUGAGUAUUUUAGCAUUCACAACCGGUGCUAUUCAAUUUAGUUCAAAUGAUAGACGAGUUCCACAACGUACCUAUUCCGACCGAUCAUUGGUACAAUUAUCUUAUGACGAUGAUAAUAAUGAAUAUUCACUAAAGGCAAUUGAUAUAGAAAAUAACAAAGAAGUGAUUUUUGAUUUUCCUGUAACCAAUAAUGAUCUGUAUCAUUUUGGAAGAUCGAACAAUGAACCGGAUGAAAUCAAACAUUCAAAUGGAACUUAUCAACUAUGGGUAAAUGAUGAAUCGCGGGAGGAAUUUCAUAAUACAUUUGCUGCAAUAUGCGAAAUGCUAAAUUUUGACGCAUUUACAAAUACAAUUCCAGAAACUAUUGAUGAUCAUUCUAUCCAUAUCAAUUUUAACGAACCCAUUGAACCAAAAAUUCCAGUUGCAGGAAACUUCGAUACAAAGAAUAUCCUAACUAAUAUUCAUAAUUUGAGUAAAUCUAUACAACAAGGCAAUAUUGAUGAAGCUAAUAGAAUCAUUAUGCAACUUGCUUCACAAGGUGCUCGACUUCAAGGACAAGCAUUUACACAAUUAAAAAAUGAAGACCAAUUUCAAAUUCUCGUUCAACUCGAUGGGGAUCAAUAUGAUAUUGAUAAAGAUGGCAGAACUAUUUUUCUUAAUGUUUUUCCCUCGACUACAGUUCGAGAAUUACGUGCAGUUUUCGAACUUUUAUAUCAUUAUUCUCCAUCAAAUCAAUAUUUUUUUGUAAAUGGUCUUCUAGCAGAUGAUAAUUCUACAAUGAAAGAAUUACAAGUUGGACCAAAAUCACUAUUUGUUUUAUUUUUAUUAGAAAAUUCAAAGAAAUUGUAA
Molecule: messenger RNA, 849 nt
Organism: Rotaria socialis
Lineage: Eukaryota; Metazoa; Rotifera; Eurotatoria; Philodinida; Philodinidae
Source: the annotation of a GenBank genome assembly